GAGAGGGACACAGAGAGGGACACAGAGAGUGACAGAGAGGGACACAGAGAGGAGCCGCCAUGCAACACGAUGAUGUGAUUUGGGACGUUAUCGGAAACAGACAGUUCUGUUCGUACAAAGUGAAAACAAAGACGCAGAGUUUCUGCCGGAACGAGUACAAUCUCACGGGGAUGUGUAACCGCUCAUCCUGUCCCCUCGCAAACAGCCAGUACGCCACGGUCAGGGAGGAGAAAGGUCAGUGCUUCCUGUACAUGAAGGUGAUAGAGAGAGCCGCGUUUCCAGCUCGGAUGUGGGAGAGAGUGAAGCUGAGCAAGAACUACGAGAAAGCUCUGGAGCAGAUCGACGAGAACCUGAUCUACUGGCCUCGCUUCCUCCGACACAAGUGCAAACAGCGCUUCACCAAGAUCACCCAAUACCUCAUCCGCAUCCGCAAACUCACCCUGAAACGCCAGAGGAAACUGGUGCCUUUAAGCAAGAAGGUGGAGCGACGUGACCAGCGCAGAGAGGAGAAGGCGCUGAUCGCAGCUCAGUUGGACAACGCCAUUGAGAAGGAAUUACUGGACAGACUGAGACAGGGAACGUAUGGAGAUAUUUACAACUUCCCGGUUCACGCCUUUGACAAAGCUCUGCAGCAACAGGACGAGGAGAGCGAGACAGACUCGGAAGAAGAGGAGGAGGAGGAGGAUGCGGAUGUUGGACAAGUGGAAUACGUAGAAGGUGAUGAGCUGGAGGAAAGUGACCUGAGUGACUUUGAGGAAAUGGACAAAGUGCGGGCGGACGGGAAGGAGGAGGAGAUGGAGACGGAAGUUGCCGGAAGGAGGUCGUCGAAGGGGAAGACGCCGGUGAAGGGCGGGGCCCGCUUCAAACGCAGCUUUGUGGAGAUCGAGUACGAGCGAGAGACGGAGUCUGAGCCGGCGGCAAAGGCACGGAGCACGUGAGGAGCCGGCGGCGGCGCAGACACCGAGACUCCAUCACAACAGCCAAGUCACACCACGAGAGAGAGAGACACCAUUCCUCUGGACAGUAAAUCAGCUUUGCUGAA
Messenger RNA from Callorhinchus milii (elephant shark), 1042 nucleotides. Its product is annotated as MAK16 homolog (S. cerevisiae). Gene Ontology annotation, cellular component: nucleolus; preribosome, large subunit precursor. The transcript has 10 exons. Gene Ontology annotation, biological process: maturation of LSU-rRNA; maturation of 5.8S rRNA. Bases 60 to 938 code for a protein of 292 amino acids. The record is from RefSeq and is a predicted model, not a curated record. Lineage: Eukaryota; Metazoa; Chordata; Chondrichthyes; Chimaeriformes; Callorhinchidae.